AUGGAGCUUCGAAAACUUAUCUACACUUUCUAUGUAGAUUAUGGGAACAUAAACACCAUGGCCACUCCUAUAUCUCUCCAGCACCAUAGGCCACCCUUAUCCUCUCAUGAUAUCCCCAAUAAUUACAGCAUAAGCAUCCAAGUUCAAACAUACCCUUGUCUUGUUUCUCUGGAAAAAUGUUCCACACUGUCGGAGCUCCAACAAAUUCAUGCUCAGAUGCUGAGGACGGGCCUUUUCUUCGACCCUUACUCAGCCAGCAACAUUGUAGCCUUUUCUGCUCUGCAACUCCAAGACUCUGGAAGCCUCCAUUAUGCCCGUCAAGUCUUCUCCCAAAUCUCCAAUCCCACCACCUACACUUGUAAUUCCCUUAUUCGAGGGUACACAAACAAUAAUUUGCAUUAUCAGGCAAUUGUUUUUUACCGCGAAAUGAUUGUUCAAGGUCUGGUUCCGGAUAGAUUCACGUUUCCUUCGUUGUUUAAAUCAUGCGUGGAUUUGUCUGAGGGAAGACAGCUUCAUUGUCAUUCUACAAAGUUUGGUUUUGCUUCCGAUUCUUACGUACAGAAUACUUUGAUGACUUUGUAUUCGAGUUGUGGGUGUUUGGUUUCAACCGAAAGGCUGUUCUACAAAAUGGAUGAUAAAAGUGUGGUUUCAUGGGCCACGAUCAUUGGUGCUUAUGUGCAAUGGGAUCAACCAGGUGAAGCUAUCAAGAUUUUCGAGAGAAUGGGAAGUGAAAAUGUGAAGCCUAAUGAGAUUACUUUGGUUAAUGUUUUGGCUUCGUGCGCAAGAGCAGGGGAUUUAGGAACUACAAAACGUGUACAUGAGUAUGUUGAUGAGAAUGGUUUUGGUUUCCACGUGGUCCUCAACACAGCUCUAAUGAAUGCUUAUUCAAAGUGUGGUUGCGUCACACUUGCUAGAGAUUUAUUUGACAGGAUGCCUCACACUCAAAACAACUUGUACUGUUGGAAUGUAUUGAUAAAAGGAUAUGUUGAUGAUAGUGAGUAUGAAGAAGCCUUACUCCUCUUCCGUUAA
This is a messenger RNA of Pistacia vera, 1029 nucleotides long. RefSeq names its product pentatricopeptide repeat-containing protein At2g29760, chloroplastic-like. Gene Ontology annotation, molecular function: protein binding; RNA binding. The record is from RefSeq and is a predicted model, not a curated record. Lineage: Eukaryota; Viridiplantae; Streptophyta; Magnoliopsida; Sapindales; Anacardiaceae. Gene Ontology annotation, biological process: RNA modification. The transcript has a single exon. The coding region runs from base 1 to 1029 and encodes 342 amino acids.